AUGUUGGACCUGGCGAGCGGCCUGGGGUCUUCCCUCAAGCGCGAGGCCCGGGAUCGCCUCCACGACUGGGUUCGCGAGAUGGAAAAGGCGAAGGAAAGUGGGGGGUGCGCAGACAAACGAUUGAUCGUUCGCAUGAAUUCGCCCGAGUUCGACCCCGCCGCUGCGAUGCUCGACUUGGAGAUGGUUGGGAUACUCGGCGGGGGGAUUGAGGGGGUGGCGAUCCCCAAAGUCACCACCCGGACCUACGAUUUAAUCCACAAUUACGUCCACCCGGAUCACAAGUUAUGGGCCGUUUUCGAGCUCCCCCUUUCACUUCUGCAGGCCCCUACAAUUUGUUUAAGUGGGAAAUAUGCCUGCGCGGUCAUCGGCUAUGACGGCCUCGCGGCAGGGCUGCGUCUUCCAUCGCGGAUGGUGGGGAAUGCGGGCCGGGUCGGACCCGGCGCGUCCGAUUGCCCAGAAGGACGGCAAGCGGGGCAUUUCCUUGGCCAAAGUUCCCCUCUUAUGCUCGCGGCGAACCACGUUUUGUGGAGCGCGCGGGCCGCCAACAUGUCUGUCAUUGAUGGCGUCUUCCACGACCCCACCGAUACGCGGGGCUUCCGGCAGGACCUCCAACGCUGCCAGGCCCUUGGGUUGGACGGGAAGUGCGUGAUUCAUCCCGACCAGAUCGCACCCACCCACCAAUCGUUUAUCCCGAAUCCGGCGGAGGUGGCGUGGGCGGUGCAGGUCAAGGCGGAGGUCGAGCGAUCCGCGGACGACGCCAACCCCCUCGAGGAGAUGCUGAGCGAGGGCCUGCACGCUCGUCGGGCGGACCGGGUCUUGGAGCUCCACAAGAUGGCAGAGGGGGAAAGACAGGAAGGCGAGGCGGCCGCCUCGCCAGCCGCCGAACCUUCUUCUACUUCGUUCUUUAGGGAGGACUUGGAUUCGUCAACAAGUGAUAAUUUUAAUACAAUUAGGCGAAAGUCGCGUCGUGGGAAGCCUGCGGGUCAUGGCUCUUUCCCUUAA
Molecule: messenger RNA, 1002 nt
Organism: Phytomonas sp. Hart1
Lineage: Eukaryota; Euglenozoa; Kinetoplastea; Trypanosomatida; Trypanosomatidae
Source: the annotation of a GenBank genome assembly